ACGGGGAGCGUGUGAUCUGACACUCUCUGCUCAUGAACUCGUGCAUGGAGCCCCUGGAAGAACACACAGGGCACUGCAGAGUUAACCUGGCAAGGGACGUUUCUCGGUGGGAUCCCGCUGCUUUUCAGGGAGCUUCCUUUGCGAGCUGUGUUUGGAGGAGCUGUAAGAGGGGGAGAUGCUGCUGCUGCUGCUGCUGCUGCUGCACGUUCAGUGCAAAGCCCGUGGCUGUGAUAGGCUGCAGGGACAUGGAUACUCUGCCUAUAUAUGCUGGCAACUGCAUCCUCUCCGCUUUGUAGCUGCCACUGAGGAGCAAAGGAGAGCAGUGAGAAGGGCAGGGGAGAAGCAAAAACCUUACCAACUUGCUGUGUUUUUCCGAGAAUAAGCCCUAAACUCCAUUACCCAUGGAUGCUGCAGAGUUCCGCAAGAGAGGGAAGGAGAUGGUGGACUAUGUGGCGGAUUACCUGGAGAAGAUAGAGAAACGCCAGGUGUUCCCAGAUGUGGAACCAGGAUACCUACGGCCCCUCGUUGCAGACUGUGCACCCCAGGAUCCCGAGAGCUUUGAGGAUGUCUUUAAGGACAUUGAGAAGAUCAUUAUGCCAGGGGUGACUCACUGGCACAGUCCAUACUUUUUUGCGUACUUCCCUUCAGCCUCUUCCUUCCCAGCUCUUCUUGCAGAUAUGUUGUGUGGUGGAAUAGGAUGCGUGGGCUUCUCUUGGGCUGCAAGUCCAGCUUGCACAGAACUGGAGACUGUCAUGCUGGAUUGGCUAGGGAAGAUGGUUAAUUUGCCUAAGGAGUUUUUAGCUGAGAAGGAUGGCCAAGGUGGAGGAGUCAUUCAGGGAAGUGCAAGCGAGGCCACCCUGAUUGCACUGCUUGCUGCAAGGACAAAGAUUAUCAGACAGGUGCAGUCAGAGAAGCCUGAGCUGACAGAAGCAGAGAUCAUGGGCAGGCUGGUGGCUUAUGCUUCUGAUCAGGCUCAUUCCUCUGUGGAAAGAGCUGCAUUAAUUGGUGCCGUGAAGAUUAAAAGUGUUCCUUCAGAUGACACAUUUAGUGUUUGUGGUUCAGCCCUGAAGAAAGUUCUGGAUGAAGACAAAGCUGCUGGUCUUAUACCUUUCUUUUUCUGUGCAACACUUGGAACCACCUCUUGCUGCUCCUUUGACAAACUCUUAGAACUGGGUCCUAUUUGUAAUAAAGAAAAUAUCUGGAUGCAUAUUGAUGCAGCCUAUGCGGGAAGUGCUUUCAUCUGCCCUGAAUUCAGGCAUCUUUUAAAUGGAGUGGAGUUUGCAGAUUCAUUCAACUUUAAUCCUCACAAAUGGCUUCUAGUGAAUUUUGACUGCUCUGCAAUGUGGGUGAAAAAAAGAUCAGAUUUAAUAGGUGCCUUUAAAUUAGAACCUCUUUACCUGCAGCAUCACCAUCAGGAGUCUGGUCUUGUCACAGAUUAUCGGCACUGGCAAAUCCCCCUGGGCAGGAGGUUCCGCUCCCUGAAGCUCUGGUUCGUGCUGAGGAUGUACGGCGUCAAGGGGCUGCAGGAGCACAUCCGCAAGCACAUUAGGCUGUCGCAUCAGUUUGAACACUUAGUCCUUCAGGAUGAAAGGUUUGAGAUCUGUGCCGAGGUUAUUCUGGGACUGGUCUGCUUCCGGCUGAAGGGCUCAAAUGAACUAAAUGAGGCACUUCUAAAAAGCAUAAAUGAUGCCAAGAAGAUCCACCUGGUCCCGUGCCACCUGCGAGAGAAGUUUGUGCUACGUUUUGCUGUUUGUUCCCGCACAGUGGAAUCCACCCACAUCAAGUUUGCCUGGCAGCACAUCUCACAGCUGGCAACUGAUCUUCUGAAAACAUGGGAGCACAACCACCACCAGCAGUAACAGCAGUGAAGUAUAAGUGGAGAUGAGGUAAUUAACUGGCUUUCUCUGUGCUGCCAAGUUUUAUUUUAGGUGCAGGUGGGAAAGUCAAACUAUGAAGCAAGAAAGUACAAAACCUGUUUGUUAUAUAGCCCAGCUGCAGUAGCAAAAUCCUUGCCAGCAAGUUGAGUUGUAACCAUAGCCAUUCCUCCUCUGUACUGUAGUUUCAUCUUGCCUGUUUCCAGGAUGCACAUAGCCAAGGAGAAUUGAGCUGUCAUUUGUUACCAGUUUGUAGUCAAGAGCAUUUGUUCAACCAAGUAAUGGAAAUGGAAGGGUUGGUGCUCCCUCCAUUGUCCCCAAUCACCUCUAGCACACUCCCCCCUUUCUUCAGAGAGGUCUUAUAACCAAUUAAUUUAACAUUACUAUGACUGCAGGAAGAACCCAAGUUGGGGAAGUUUAGUUCAGGUUCUAAAUAUUUUGGUAUCUGAAAAGGCAUGCACAAAUAUUGCCAGGAUUUGGGGCACUACCGUGUCAUGAUACACUUGCUGCAGAAAUUUUGUAAAUGAACAAAGGACAAAGAACCUUCAAGACUUCCUUCACUGCAUAGCCAGACUUAAGAGAAUGAACAUUAACUGAUUACUAAUCAUUCUCUAUUUUCCCCUAAAUGGUUUGCUUUUUAAAACUGCAGUUUUGUCAAAUUCCAGCAAAUAGGUUAUGCUGGCUAUUGGUUUCCAGACUGAUCAUUCAUAAUGAGGUCCCUGAAAAACUCCUCCUAAAGAGUUUUGCCAAAAGCUAUGUGCUACCUGAUAUUCUGUGUUUUUAAUCAAGGUAUUAUCAGCAGUGAUUACUUGAGAAUAGUCUGUAAGAUAUGUUUCUGCAAAACUGAGCUGUGAUUUGUUUUUAUGGCUACCAUUUUGAUUACUUCAUGGUGUAAUAAAUCUUUGACAAAAUGUGCUAAGAAAUGUGAUGUCAAAAAUAUCACUUUUAGUUUCUCAAAUUAGCUAGCAAUUGAGAAAGCAAGUGACAAUAAAAAUAGGAAGUAAGAGAACAAACCCCUCAAAUCAGCUUUGGUGCCCCCAUCAGUGGUUUCCUUAGAUUAAGAGUGAUGAAUGGAAAAUGAAAAUACUGGAAAACCUCUUUCUGAGAAAGUCAAAUCAUAUGUCUUUGACAGAAACCAUUGAUACAUCAUCCUGUCAAAUGCAGGCAUAGUGAAGAGCUGAAAUGAAAGUUAGAGGUGAAAGUCAGAACAAUAUCAAGUCACAAAGUACUUUUGCCAUUUUAAAAACAUAAAUUCCAGACAGUUAUUUCUGUGUAAAUAAGAACAACAUAAGUUGCUGCUCAAAGAAAAAUAAUAUGUAGGAUUCAUUUCUACAUAUGAAAUUGCAUUUCAAUAUUCCUUUUAAUGCUCAUAUUAACUUCUACAGCCUCUUGAGCAAUGUGCACAACUAUUCAGCUUUCCUGCUCCAUCCCUUUCAAGCAUACUUGCUACAGCUGGGAAGUUGCAAGCAGACCAGGGAAAACGGAUCAGGACAGUUAAUUUGGCACAUGGUCUGCUUCUCCCUCUGUCUUUCCUGAUCUCUCACUCCUGGGGUGCAAACUGGGAAGGACUGCUAUUCCCAUAAGGAACUGAUUUCCCAGGUAACAGAUGGAGAAAGGGAUAACCAAUGAAUUUGAUAAAACCCAGUAACACUUGAGCAGGUGACUGACACAAGACACUACUGUCAGCUACAGUGUCAGAAAUUUUUAUAGCAUCAUUCUCUUCAGCAGAACCAGCAUGAAAUUCAGCUUUUCUGUGGUAGCACAAUGCAGUGGAGUGGUAGACUGCUAUAAUUUUUUUUUUAAACAACCUUAAUCAGAUCUCAUGACCUGGAAAACAAUGUUCAUCCCUAACAUGUAUCUUCCACACCGAUACAAUUUUACAUCUUUUACAUUAUGAAAACUCUAGAAUCUUGAAGCCAAAGAAUUACAUGUUCUCUGCGAGACAGACCAGGAUUUUGUAUGUGAAAUACAUAACCAGGACUGUCCAGGAAAAAAAAAAAAAAAAAAAAAAAAAGAGAGAUCAGAUUUGGAUCACAGAGUAAAUCCAGGAUAAUUCCACUGAAAUGAAAUGGAGUUGCUCUGGGCUUAGGUGACUAUAAUUGAAAUGAAAAAUCUGACUAAUAAGUAUUGGAAAAGAAAGGCCUAACGCAAGGCACCCCUAAACUGAACAUAAGAAGAUUCUGCUGGAAAUCUGCUCCAUGGAAACCAGAGCAGAGAUGAAUGAUGCCUGUGUGAGCCUCAAACUGCUGGAAAACUGGGAUGCAAGCAGGAUGCACACCCAAACCUAGGAGAGGUGAAAUGUCCCGAACAGCCCAGAAUGAGACACACAUCCCUUUAGACAUUUAUGGGAAAAUACUGCCAAAACUGACAUUCCAUUAAACAUUUUUCACUAUCUAGAUAUCAGUUUUAGAAGUGGCUGUUUUCCAGAUACAGAAACUCCUGUUGGCAAAGAAUUAAAGAUAAAGGCUAAUUUAAAAUAAAGAUGGAGUAAAAGUUAAUUUUUGUCUGUUUUUUUUGUUUUGUUUUGUUUUGUUUUGUUUUGUUUUGUUUUGUUUUGUUUUAAAGUGACAUUAGUAAAUCUGUCUGAUAAACAGCAGUGAUGAGACCCAUGGAAUUACAUUUCCCCCUCUCUAGCCCAGUACCGAAACCUGAAGUUCAAGUUCUGGUUUUCCUGAAAUUCUAGAAUGAUCCAAAUAUGUAACCAGUGAAGACCUUCAUGGUAUUCAGUCUCUCAUACCUUCUUCUCUCCAUGUGAUAAUUCCUUCCUAGACUAUUAACAUUAGGUCAUCUGAAAAGGAAAUAUGGGCUGUGUAAUCAACUAGAGAAAGAACAUUUUAAAAAAGAUCAUAACUGCUGUUUCUGUUCUGUAGCUUUGCAAGUGUCUGUACGUGAGAAACUCUGUAUUUAUGAAUAGUUAAUGUUAAUCUGGGUUUAUUGUGCCUUGUGUGCAAAAGCUAAUAUAUCCUGUGCCUGUGAUGAAUACUGUUUGAUAUUAAAAGUUAAUUAGAAAAUCCCAGAACUGUACUUUGGUAGAAUAUCCACAUCUCCAGGAAGACUGCAGCUAUUAGAGAAGGAGGGAAAACCCUGAUUUUUACUUUCAGGAACCUCAAUUUAUUUUUUUUAAACUAGCAAAGUACAGUCUUUACAUUCUUAAUGACAGAUUAUAUUUUAUUACUGAUGGUGAAAUAAUGAAAAUGUAUGUAUUUAUGAAAGUAUUGGUAAUAUAUUAUACUCUGAACUGCAUUAUAAUUAUUAAAUUUUUAAUUUUUUCUUGCAUUUACAUACAAGAUUCUGCUCAUGGCUGUUUUGUUGUUGAAGUACUACUCAUCACCAUUUGUGAUGAGUAGUAAUCACAUUGAAGUUGCCUUACAACAGCAGUCUUAACCUUGAGAUGUAAAAAUUUGAAUUGCUCAAAGACAGAAGCAAAUGAGAAAUAAAACUGAUCCUGAAGAUCGGGGUGGUUGGUGAGGGCAGGUUAAAUAACCAUCAAUGGAUAAUAUCUGUAGAGCAUAUGUAGAGUUUGUAUGUUCUAAGUGGAAAAUAAUCAGAAGUCUAAUGCUCUAAUUAUGAUUUGUGAGCUGUUGACUCCCUUUACAAUCUGUACCCAAAACCUCCUGAACACACAUAUAGGUUUUAAUUGGCAAUAUAAAUAAACCAAAACAAAACUACA
Messenger RNA from Zonotrichia albicollis (white-throated sparrow), 5544 nucleotides. RefSeq names its product dopa decarboxylase (gene DDC). Gene Ontology annotation, cellular component: cytoplasm. Gene Ontology annotation, molecular function: aromatic-L-amino-acid decarboxylase activity; pyridoxal phosphate binding. Gene Ontology annotation, biological process: amino acid metabolic process; serotonin biosynthetic process; catecholamine metabolic process. NCBI's taxonomy places the organism in Eukaryota, Metazoa, Chordata, Aves, Passeriformes, Passerellidae. The record is from RefSeq and is a predicted model, not a curated record.